UGCGAAGGACCUUGAGACUGCGAUCGAUCUACAGCGACACACAACACCUUUCCGGCUUUCCCAGUUGCAGUCACAGUCCCUCUGCGAUCGUUGACAAUCAGUAGGCGCACUCACAAUGGACUUUCAAAACCGUGUCGGAUCAAAGCCGGGGUCCGCCGGCGUGGCGGGUGGAUCCGAAUCGAACGUAGACCGUAGAGAGCGACUUCGAAAGCUCGCUCUUGAAACCAUCGACCUCGCAAAGGAUCCAUAUUUCAUGAAAAACCAUCUUGGCUCGUACGAGUGCAAGCUUUGUUUAACUCUACACAACAACGAGGGUUCCUACCUUGCGCACACACAGGGAAAGAAACAUCAAACCAAUCUCGCCCGUCGGGCAGCUAAAGAUGCACGGGACACUCAAACUGUUGGGAUACCUGAUGCAACAGGAGCCGUCGGACCUCGAAUUGUUCCAAAAAAAGUUGCUGUGAAGAUUGGGCGCCCGGGAUAUAAAGUCACCAAGAUUCGGGAUCCACAUACAAGGCAGCUUGGUUUGCUCUUCCAAAUCCAAUAUCCUGAAGCAGCUGAGGGAAUCAAACCACGACACCGAUUUAUGUCCGCAUAUGAACAGCGACAAGAGGAGCCCAACAAGUACUUUCAAUACCUCCUCUUUGCGGCAGAGCCGUACGAAACGAUAUCUUUUAAAGUACAAAGCAAGGAAAUUGAUAAGACUGAGGGGCGAUUUUGGACAUUUUGGGAUCCGGAUGCACGGCAAUUUCAUUUGCAGUUCUUUUUCAAACACGAUAGACCGGGAUACAGCGGUGGUGGUGGUGGAGCGGGGAUGGUGAUGGAUAGGGGCAGGGCUGCUUUGAUGGGGAUGCCCGAGCCUGGAACGAAUCCGCUGAAUCCUUACAGCUAUGGUGCGCCGGCACCACAACCGACGUUCAUACGCCAGUGAUUUCGUUGGAUCUGACGGAUAAAUGGAUGUUGGUGGCGGAGGGUGUCCGGUUUUUCCUGUAUAAAACAGUAUGCAAAUCCCUAAUUCUUUGUAAGUUGAUGCAUUUACUAUGCCCGUGUUGUGUUUUAUCCACGGAGCAUUUAAAAGGCGAGGUUCACUACAUUGGUGCGUGCCAUUCAAUGUGAUCAUUAACACUCAGUAGUGGGUGUCCGUAG
Molecule: messenger RNA, 1146 nt
Organism: Spizellomyces punctatus DAOM BR117
Lineage: Eukaryota; Fungi; Chytridiomycota; Chytridiomycetes; Spizellomycetales; Spizellomycetaceae
Exons: 1
Coding region: 116-931 (271 amino acids)
Biological process (GO): spliceosomal complex assembly
Cellular component (GO): U2-type prespliceosome; nucleus; U2 snRNP
Molecular function (GO): zinc ion binding; nucleic acid binding
Source: RefSeq, a predicted model, not a curated record